Molecule: messenger RNA, 4267 nt
Organism: Danaus plexippus (monarch butterfly)
Lineage: Eukaryota; Metazoa; Arthropoda; Insecta; Lepidoptera; Nymphalidae
Gene: Nc73EF
Product: 2-oxoglutarate dehydrogenase complex component E1
Exons: 23
Coding region: 202-3384 (1060 amino acids)
Biological process (GO): tricarboxylic acid cycle
Cellular component (GO): oxoglutarate dehydrogenase complex; mitochondrion
Molecular function (GO): thiamine pyrophosphate binding; oxoglutarate dehydrogenase (succinyl-transferring) activity
Source: RefSeq, a predicted model, not a curated record
UGUUACUGACGUCAAGCCGCACUAGUUCACGUUCAGUCCUUGUCUGUGGGGGAGGAAAAAGCACGAAGCGGUUAAAAAAGAUGUGUUAUAUUAUAUUUUAAUAAGUUAUUUCAAAAUUAAAUCGGUUACUAACGAUAUAAAAGUAAAGAGUAUUAAAAGGAUUGAUAUCAUAUAAAUUGGUUUUCAAUAAAAGGAUUCAUUAUGCAUCGUGCAAAGUUAGUGCUUCAGGCUACAAAUAAAAUCGGCAACAGUGAAAGAUUUGCAUCAUGGCUCCUCAACAAACCCCAGACGGCAGCCGUGAUGGUGAACAACCAAAGGUUGAAGAGUUCAACGGCAGCAGAGCCUUUCUUGAACGGUUCAAGUUCAGCAUAUGUGGAGACUAUGUACAAUGCCUGGCUGUCAGACCCUAACUCGGUGCAUGCGUCUUGGGACGCGUUCUUCCGCAACGCCACGAAUGGCGCCCAGCCCGGGGUCGCAUACACGUCACCACCGAAUUUAGCCCCGUACUCCAAGAACGAAGUCCCCUUGACCUCCCUGGUACCAGCGUCUGGCAUGCCCUCGAUAUCAGCAGGUUCACCCAUCAACGAGAAAAUCAUCGACGACCAUCUGGCGGUGCAGGCUAUCAUCAGAAGCUACCAGUCUCGGGGUCAUCUGGUUGCUCGUCUCGAUCCUCUCGGGAUAUCCACCGGCGAUCCUGUAUCGAGCGGGGAUUGGCACGGCGGUCUCCGAGCGUUCGCCAGCGAGGCGGUUAUUAGGCAACACGUGCGAUUCGAUGAAGCUGAUAUGGAUAGGGUUUUCAAACUACCCUCGACCACUUUCAUCGGCGAGAAGGAAAAGGCGCUACCGUUGAGAGAGAUCUUGAAUCGUCUGGAACAAGCGUAUUGCAAUAAUAUUGGUAUUGAAUUCAUGUUCAUAAAUUCGUUGGAGCAAUGCAAUUGGAUCAGACAACGUAUGGAGCCGCCGAAUGUAACGAAGAUGAGCAACGACCAGAAGAGAUUGAUCCUCGCCCGUCUCACUAGAUCCACUGGGUUCGAGAAUUUCCUGGCCAAGAAAUGGUCGUCCGAGAAACGUUUCGGUCUCGAGGGCUGUGAGAUUUUGAUACCAGCUAUGAAGCAGGUCAUCGACACCUCCACACGGCUCGGAGUAGAAUCCAUCAUUAUGGGAAUGCCCCAUAGAGGUCGUCUCAAUGUGUUGGCCAACGUGUGUCGCAAACCGCUGCAUCAGCUGUUCACUCAGUUUGCUGGUUUGGAAGCUGAAGAUGACGGUUCCGGCGACGUGAAGUAUCACCUGGGUACUUAUAUCGAGCGUCUGAAUCGCGUCACAAACAAGAAUAUCCGUCUGGCUGUAUGCGCUAAUCCUUCGCAUCUGGAGGCCGUUGACCCCGUGGUGCAGGGCAAGACCAGGGCUGAACAGUUCUACCGAGGAGACAACGAAGGAAAGAAGGUGAUGUCGAUUCUACUUCACGGUGACGCAGCGUUCGUGGGACAGGGCGUUGUGUUCGAAACAAUGCAUCUCUCGGACUUGCCGGCCUACACCACACACGGCACCAUACACAUCGUGGUCAACAACCAGAUAGGAUUCACUACCGACCCGAGACACUCGCGGUCAUCAGCUUACUGUACAGACGUCGCCCGUGUGGUGAACGCUCCUAUAUUCCACGUGAACAGCGACAACCCCGAGGCGGUGAUGCACGUUUGUAACGUGGCGGCUGAAUGGAGAGCCACCUUCCACAAGGACGUGGUCAUUGACAUCGUCAGCUACAGGCGGAACGGACACAACGAGGUCGACGAACCCAUGUUCACACAGCCCCUCAUGUACCAAAAGAUUAGGAAAACUAAACCAGUUUUGGAGAAAUACGCCGACCAGCUGAUCGUUGAGGGCGUCGUGACCGCUGAGGAGGUGAAAGAUGUAAAGGACAAAUACGAGAAGAUCUGCGAGGACGCUUACAACCAGGCUAAGCAGGAAACUCACAUCAAAUACAAGGACUGGCUCGACUCGCCCUGGUCUGGCUUCUUUGAAGGCAAAGACCCACUCAAGAUGUCUCCGACCGGUGUUGUAGAGGAGACUCUAGUGCAUAUUGGCAAGCGUUUUUCGUCCCCACCACCCAACGCGGCUGAAUUCGAAAUACACAAGGGUCUGCUUCGUAUUCUAAAAGCCAGGAUGGAGAUGGUUGAGAAUAGAACCGUCGACUGGGCUCUGGCCGAGGCUAUGGCGUUUGGCUCGCUGUUGAAGGAGGGCAUACAUGUGAGACUAUCGGGAGAGGACGUUGAGAGAGGAACAUUCUCUCAUAGGCACCACGUGCUGCAUCACCAGAAGGUCGACAAGGCCACUUAUUGUCCAUUGGCUCAUCUUUAUCCAGACCAAGCUCCCUACACCGUUUGCAACAGUUCAUUGUCUGAAUACGGUGUGUUGGGCUUCGAAGUGGGUUACUCAGUAACAAACCCGAACGCUCUAGUGCUAUGGGAGGCUCAGUUUGGUGACUUCAACAAUGUGGCUCAGUGUAUCAUUGACCAGUUCAUAUCAAGCGGGCAGGCCAAGUGGGUCAGGCAGUCGGGCAUCGUACUGCUUCAACCUCAUGGAAUGGAGGGCAUGGGCCCCGAACAUUCUUCAGCUCGUUUGGAGCGCUUCUUGCAAAUGAGCUCCGACGACCCCGACUACAUGCCGCCGGAGAGUCCUGACUACGAAGUCCGUCAGCUCCACGACUGCAACUGGAUAGUAGCGAACUGUUCGACCCCGGCCUCCUUGUUCCACAUCCUCCGUCGGCAGAUCGCUCUGCCUUUCCGUAAACCUCUAAUAUUGAUGACUCCCAAAUCACUACUGAGACAUCCCGAAUGCAAAUCUUCCUUCGACGAUAUGGUCGAUGGAACCACAUUCAAAAGAUUGAUUCCCGAAGAGGGUCCGGCGUCCGAGAACCCGUCUAACGUCCGCAAGCUUGCUUUCUGCUCCGGACGUGUUUACUACGACCUGCUGAAACAGAGGAGAGACCGCGGACUGGAAAAGGAUAUAGCCAUAGCCAGACUGGAGCAGAUCUCGCCGUUCCCAUACGAUCUGAUCAAGGCUGAGAUCGCAAAGUAUCCGAACGCUCAGCUGGUCUGGAGUCAGGAGGAACACAAGAACAUGGGCUCCUGGAGUUACAUCGAGCCGAGGUUCCGUACACUGCUGCACAACCAGAAACAGAUCUGGCCAAUAUCCAACUCUCGCGGCGGUUGGUUUAGUCAACUUUUCGGCAAACCUGAGCCGGCUCAGACGGACACACAGGCGGAAACAGUACCGCGUACUAUUAGCUACAACGGUCGCGCCACGGCCGCGUCGCCGGCCACCGGCUCUAAGGCCGCCCACAACAAGGAACUCAGGAACCUCCUGGAAGAGUUCUGCGUCCUAUAAACGAAUGAUCGACCCUAGGAUCUAUCACUGUUCUUAAACACCAUACAAAUUCAUAUAACAUUAUAUGUUAGUAUUGAAAUUUAUCGUAUCUUUUUUUUUUCUCAUAUUACAUAGUUAAUUUAUUUUAUUUCCAUCGUUACUUUCAGUAUUUUAACAAUUCUCGUCUAUGAUUAGUUAGAAUAUUAGAUAAAUUUCUUAUUUAUUUAUUAGUAGCGUGUACACGGUACGGUAGACACUGCAUAUGUUAGAAGGGCGCUACACACGUAGCGUCCGUACAUAGGUGAUUACGCUGAAUGUAAAUACAUUAAAAUAUUAGAUUCUUUCAAUAUAUAAAUAAUAAUUUUAACAUUACUAUGUCGGGUCACUGCUAGUCUUGGACUUGUUACUGAUAAAGCACCCGUUCAUAAAAAUACUAUAAAAUAUAUGCACAGCACAAUCAAAAUCUGCACAGCCAGCAUCCGCUCUCGUUUAACGAUAUUCUAUGGAUAUUAUUAGCUAUAGACAGUUGUGGGCGUGUGUCGUAGUGUCAUGUAAAUGCAACUAUUGUUAUUUUAUGCGACAGUUGCUUCGUUUUAGUUACUUUGUUACCGCCGUACGGCCACUUGUAAGGAUCAACACCAAACUAUGUACGUAGUUACAGUUAUGAACUGUCGUGUUUUUUUUUUUUUUGCUAAAAAAAAAUUUUGUUUCUAAUGUGUAUUCACGCUUUGUAACUCGCAUGUAUUAUAAGCACAGUUUUUAUUGUUAAUUUACGUAUUUUAUAGCUCGGGGCAGAAGGACUGUGUGAGUGGGUACUAAGGGUGAUUUUUGUGUGACAGGUACAUUUGGCAGGCCUCCCGAGCAAUUUGUCGCUAUCUUACAAUAAAUAUACAUGUAUCAACUA